Messenger RNA from Larimichthys crocea (large yellow croaker), 851 nucleotides. Its product is annotated as small integral membrane protein 26. The record is from RefSeq and is a predicted model, not a curated record. The transcript has 2 exons. NCBI's taxonomy places the organism in Eukaryota, Metazoa, Chordata, Actinopteri, Sciaenidae. Bases 271 to 549 code for a protein of 92 amino acids.
AUGACUGUCAUGGCGGCUCCCUGGUUGCACUAGUCGUCUGUCUUUGCAUCAGGACACAGACAGGCUGUGGUCAGCGAUCAGAGUCAGUGGUCAGUGAUCAGAGUCUGUGUCAGUGAUCAGAGUCUGUGGUCAGUGAUCAAAGUCUGUGUCAGUGAUCAGAGUCUGUGGUCAGUGAUCAGAGUCUGUGUCAGCGAUCAGAGUCUGUGUCAGUGAUCAGAGUCUGUGUCAGUGAUCAGAGUCUGUGGUCAGUGAUCAGAGUCUGUGUCAGUCAUGAAGCCUAAAGACCUGACCGCGUGGAACCGCAGAGUGUCUGCUGUGUACGCGGUCGGUGUGUGGACCAUGAUCGGUUCAUACGCGUACUUCAAAUACACAGGACGGUAUGACGACACGCCGGUGAAGACAGAAGACGUGGAAAAGGCUGAGGAUCCAGAUCAAGUCGUGUACCAGACUGCUCACACCAAAACCAUCAUCACCUACAAGAAAGACUUUGUCCCGUUCACCACGAGGAUCUACAACUUCUUCAAGUCAUCCAGCAGUGAAGACAAAUAAAUGCAUCAGUGCCAAUGAUGAUGGACAUUUUUUAAAUAAUGCACUAUGAAUUCAUGUUUUUGUGUGAAGACAUUAUCUUUACUUUUCAAAGAUAUUCCAGUGCAGCGUCCUUCUGUCCAGGUCUGAGGGAGCUGCCAGUGUGUGUGGAUGCUAAUGGACUGUCCCCAGAUAUUAUUUAUUAUCAAGCUGUCAACAAUUUUCAGUAAUAUCCUUGCUGACUUCAUCAACAGCAUUACCAACAAUCCAAGGUUAACACAAGCACUAAUGGUGUUCAAAUAAACUCAUGUUUGUAUAAACUGUAA